Molecule: messenger RNA, 3685 nt
Organism: Drosophila sulfurigaster albostrigata
Lineage: Eukaryota; Metazoa; Arthropoda; Insecta; Diptera; Drosophilidae
Gene: dnr1
Product: E3 ubiquitin-protein ligase MYLIP
Exons: 4
Coding region: 745-2802 (685 amino acids)
Biological process (GO): ubiquitin-dependent protein catabolic process
Cellular component (GO): cytoskeleton
Molecular function (GO): ubiquitin-protein transferase activity
Source: RefSeq, a predicted model, not a curated record
UUCAAUUGUAUCGGGAACUCUGCGUUGAACGGACGUGUAAAACCAACAGUCGCAUAUUCACUUUGAAAACGACGUCAUCGGGAACGUUGUUGUCUCUGCCGAAAUCGUGUUAAACAGAAAUAGCAACAAAACAAAACAAAGAAACAACACGAAAUAUAUAAAUGCAUAUAUAUUUAAGCGUGCAUAUGUACAAAGGUAGAUAUCGAAAGCAAGAUAAAAACAAUAGCCACAAAAACCAGUGCAAAACAAACGGCGACGGCGUGCGUUGCCGCUAAAAUGUCUUAAAAAUAUAAUAUUUAAAUACUACAAAAAAAAUAUAUAUUUAAAAAAUUUGCGAGUGCAUAAGGAAAGGAGUAAAUAAUUCCCACGGCUGGAACCAGGAAUCCUAGCACAAAUCAAAAUAAACAAACCAAACACUCACAAACAACAAACGCAACCUGUAGAUCCAAAAAAGCGACGGCAACAGCGACGCUAACAGCACCAACAGCAGCAACAGCAGCAGCAGAGCAGCUGGCGUAUUGUUCGUUUUCGGAAUCGUGAAUUGAAUUUAACGUGUGUGUGUUUUUUUGUGUGGCUCGCAACGCGGAAGCUGAAAAACAAAUGCAAUUGCCUUAAAUCGGUAAACAAGAAGCAACAACUAACAACAGCAGGAGCAACAACAACAGUUGCAAGAGCGUAAUCGCUUUUACUUUUCCAACAAGGAGAUCGAGUAGAAAGAAAAAGACAAAAACGAGCUUUUCCAUCAUGUGGUGGUGCAUUGUCGAUCUGCCAAAUGGCACCCAACAAGCUGUCAAAUUGGAUACCAAAGCAAUUGGACAAGAAUGUCUCGAAAAGGUGUGCAGAGCAUUGGGCUUAACUUGUGAAAUGGAAUACUUUGGCCUGGAGCCGUGGACACACAACCAGAAAGAUACGCGCUUCCGUCAAUGGUACAACCUGAGGAAUCGUUUGCACAGCGACAGCAGCAGCAGUGGCAUUCCAUUGAUGCUGGCGCUGCGCGUCAAAUUCUGGGUUCCGGUGUACAAAAUUAUACAGCAGAGUGCGCGCAAUUUGUUUUAUAUGCAGGCGCGCAGCGAUCUGCUGGACGGACGCCUGUGUGCCCACGAUUGGAGCAAUGCGGCCAAGCUGGCGGCGCUGCUGUGUCAGGCGGAUGGACUGCGAUUCAACGAGCAAUCGCUGCGUGCCGAGUGCCCCAUGCGGAUGCGGCAGCAACAGCAGGCGUUGCAGCAGCAGCAGCAACAACAGCAGCAACACAAGCUGGAGCAGCAGCGGAAGGAGAAGGAGCAUGUGCUGAGCUUCAAGAAGCGUCGUCUAUCGAAACAGAAAUCCGUGGAGCACAUUGAAUGUGUGACACUCUCGGCGCCAACGACCAGCAUCAGCAACAACAACAACAACAACAAUAACAUCAGCAUCAACAACAUCAACAGUUUGCAGGCAUCGCCAUCGACAUCAGUUUCCGCAUCCGCCUCCAGUUCGAGCAGUCCCAGCAACAGCAGCAGCAGUCACUCGGGUCUCGACGAGCGUUUGUCCAGCAAUCCGUUGCGCAUCUACAUGGAGUAUGUGAUCCAGCUAAAUGGCGAGCCAAGCGAGCCACCAGCGGACUUUCUGCGUCAGAUUGCCGUCGAACACAGCAAAUUGGCCAAGCUGCCAAUGAGCCCCAAGUCGGCAAAGUAUUGGUUGCUGCAAGAGAUCCAAGAGCUGAGCGGCUAUGGCGAGGAGCUGUUCAGUGGCGUCACCACCAACGAGAGCGCCGGACGCUGCGACAUUGCAGUGGGCGCCCAUGGCAUCACCGUCAUACGCGGGGAGGAAAAAGAGAGCAUCCCCUUCAGUGCCAUUGCGGCGGCCAAGUCGCUGCGACGCAUCUUUAAGCUGGAGUAUGUGGACGAUCACAACGAUCGCAAGGAGCUGGAGAUCAAGCUGGCCAAGCACCCAAUUGCCGCCAGUUUGUAUCGCUCGAUCACCGAGCGUCAUGCGUUCUAUGUGUGCGAUAAAGUGCGCUGUGUGGUGACCAAUCAGUUUACACGUGAUCUCAAGGGCACCAUCGCCUCCAUGUUCAACGAGGACACGGAGCUGGGCAAACGCUACGUCUUCGAUAUUCAGCAUACGUGCCGCGAGGUGCACGAUCAGGCCAGACGCAAGUUGCACGAACGCGGGGGCGUUGUGGCCGGCAUGGCAUCGGCGAUCGAUGAUGACGAUGGCAGCGGAGUUGGCUGUGAGCCUGGCUGCGAUGGCCUCGAUGUGAUGAUCGGUGGCGAGCACAAUGCGGAUGCAUUGCUCAUGUUGAAUGGCGGCGGCGGUGGCGGUUCCAUGGCCGGCAAGAUAGAUUUGGCCAUACGCGAAAAGGAGGCGCGUGAGGCGGCGAUUGAGCGCUGCGUGGACACGCGCAUCUCCGAGGCCAUGCAGUGCAAGAUCUGCAUGGAUCGUGCGAUCAACACAGUGUUCAAUCCAUGCUGUCACGUCAUUGCCUGUGCACAGUGUGCGGCAAGAUGCAGCAAUUGUCCGAACUGUCGCGUCAAGAUCAGCAGCGUUGUCAAAAUCUAUCUGCCACCCGAACUGCGCACCAGCCAAACCGUUGCAAGCACCACCAGCUGCAGCAUCGUUGGCCAUCCAGCGGACUCACAACAACUGCAAUUGCCGGCGGAGCACUACGAACAGCUGGAUCAGAUUGAUGGCAUAGCAUCCACAUCAUCAGCAGCGGCAGCGGCAGCAGCAGCAGCUGUUGGUGUUGUGGGUGGAACAGCGGCAGCCGCAGCAGCAGCAGCGGUGGCAGCAACGCCGCCUGGUGUGGCACCAAAGGCCGCCUAGAAUUGGCUGUGCUCGCUGCUGUUCCGGCUGAUGGAAUGGGUGUGCGUGCCGAUUGUUUGAUGUGCCGUGAUCUCGUGUUGCUGUUGAAUAUGAUAUGCUAUAUAUGACCAUAACAUUAACAUUACUAGGGAACAAACCAAAAAACCAAAAGAAAAGUAUAUAUUAUGAAACAUAUGCAAGAAGAAUAACAACAACAACAACAACUUAGCUCGUAUACUCAUGUAUCUUUACUCAAGUAUUUUAUGAAUAUACAAAACCCAUGAUGCAAAUCUAUCUAUAUAUAUAUAUAUACUAUGUACUAUACUACGACUAUAAAGUGCUAUUUAACCCCCUAACUGAGACUUCACAAUCUAGCCUGUUUAGUGUUUUAGUAAUACCACCUAAACGAAAAAACAAAAAUCAAGAAAAAAAAAGAAAUCUUACUAACUAACUUAUAAUAACUAACUUAAGAGCAUAAAUAUAUAUAUACAAGAAAAUAUUUGUGAAUAGAGUGCGGCUACUUACGUCUGUUACUUACUAAUUUCUAGUUAGAAUUUUACGCCUAGAUCUAUACUUUUACGAGAUGUAUUUAUUAUAAUGCCUAACUCUUAGUAUUUAUUACGACUAAACACUACUUGGCCUAAACGCAGUCUCUAAAAAAAACAAAACAAAAACAAAAAAACAAUUCUCAUAAAUGCAUAUAAAAGCGAUAUAUACUUAUAUGCAGAAAUAUAUAUACAUACAUAUAUAUUCUCGUACAUAGUUUAUUUAGGACAAGCGUACAAUAAUAAUCGCAAGUAUAAGGAGCAAGUAGUACUAAGUACCUGCAAAACUGCUUAGAUGCGUUUCUCUGCAGCAGAUAUUAAAAACGUAGUCAAUAAUAAAUGUUAACAUGUUAUACCAA